Molecule: messenger RNA, 884 nt
Organism: Triticum aestivum (bread wheat)
Lineage: Eukaryota; Viridiplantae; Streptophyta; Magnoliopsida; Poales; Poaceae
Product: protein CURVATURE THYLAKOID 1B, chloroplastic
Exons: 5
Coding region: 117-632 (171 amino acids)
Cellular component (GO): chloroplast thylakoid membrane; thylakoid
Source: RefSeq, a predicted model, not a curated record
AAACAAGAAAGGCAAACGAAACAGUAGGAGCGCCGGUGUAUAUAUAGAGCGCCGCGAAAGCAUCGCCCUCACAGCCUCGGCAGACACUCGAACUGCGGCGGAACAAAGCUGACGCAAUGGCGGCCUUGCUCUGCAUCAGCACCCCCGCCGCCGCCGCCCUUCCCCACCUCCCGCGCGGACGCGCACCCCCGUGCGACGUCGCGCUCGCCGCUCCGGUGCCUGCCCGUCUCUCCCUCCGCCGCCGCGGCCUCCCAACUACAGGGCUGCGCUGCUCCGGCACGGAGGUGGGGGUUACGGAUGCAAUAAGGAUGGCCGCGGCCACGCCGUUCGGGCACAACCUGGUGGCGGUGGACAUCGUCGGUGACGAGGUGGCUGCCGACAAGUUGGGCUUCAAGGAGAUGGCCACAUAUGUCAUAUAUGGCACCGGUGCUUUCUUUGCCGGAUGGGUUUUGUCCGCUGUUGUUUCAGCAAUUGACUCCAUCCCCUUGCUCCCAAGAAUACUGGAGAUGGUGGGCCUCGGAUACACGGUUUGGUUCAGCUCACGGUAUCUUCUUUUCAAGGAAAACAGAGAGGAAUUGUUUGCCAAAGCUUAUGAUCUCAAAAUGAGAAUUGUUGGAUCCGGCGAUGCAUGAUGUGUUCACAUAUGGUUGGGCAGCUGAGUGUAAUAACUUCUCUCUCGUUUUGGGAGAAAUACUAAGUUGUGUGUUUCAACCAUAUGUUACUGAGUUUGUGAUGUAGUGUUCGUUAUGUUUGAAAUAUUCGGCGAAAAAUGUAUGUCGUGCUUUCUAGAGAAAAAUGUGGUGUAUGUGAUAACUGGAAUAAGCAAGUAAGACCCAUGUAGGACAUGGAGGCUAGACCAAAUAAUCCCAACAUUGCCCCUUUUA